UUCAUAUAGGUCUGGUUCCGAUCGUCUCCGUCUCCGGCACGCGGUAACGGCUUUCGUGUUCGCCAACGUCGGCGAAGCAUGUGAUAAAAGAAAAACCUUUAGUCUAGCAUAAUACAUUUGACUAACGCGAUCUACUAAGCAUCUACUACUGCCAAGAACGUACAUUUAUUCGAAAAAUGGGCGAUCAGGCUAAGGAAAUUGAAGCAGCAGCCACACCCAUUCUGCAGGACUUCAAGGCCCCCGUGUUUACGGACAAUAAGCUCGUGCUCUACUUCCAUCCCUACAACUUCUAUUCACAAAAAGUUCUCCUGGUGCUCUAUGAGAAAAACAUUGACUUCACUCCCUAUGUGGUAGACUUAUGCAAUGGCGAGCAGUAUUCCAGUUGGUUCCUAAACCUCAAUCCCAAGGGAGAUGUUCCCGUUCUCCAGGAUGGAGCCUUCAUCAUACCCAACUCGACGCACAUAAUCAACUAUGUGGAGAGCAAGUUCCGGGGAGCGAAUCAUCCAGUGCUGAAGCCCGAACAGAGUUCCUCACAGUACGACCAGGUAAUGGUCUAUGAGAAUGCCGUGGGACGUGUGCCAGUGGGAGCUCUGAGUCUUGGCUCGUUCGUCCACGAUGAUCUAAAGCUGGUGCCCAAGGCGCCAUUUAUUGGGCCAGUUCGCCAAUCCUGCCUAAAGAAUAACGACAAGGUCCUGGACCUGCUCCGGCGCUCUGUGGAUGAGCUGGAAUCGAACAAGUCGGCGCUGAAGCAAAAGCUGGACAUUCAGAUUCGUCGCAAGGAUCUGGUGUCCUGCCGUGACGACUUUCAGCGCGUGCUCGAUGCCGUACGUCAUGUGCUGCUCUAUGUGGAGCAAGAGCUGUCCAAAAAGGCACCCCGCAACGAGUGGCUGACCGGGGACGAGGUCACCCUGGCGGACAUCAGCUUCGGACUGCUCCUGCAUCGCCUCUACCAGCUGGGAUUUGAGAACUAUUACUGGUCCUUCGGUAAGCUGCCCCAGGUGGAGGGAUAUUUUCUGCGCUUCAAGCAGCGCCAGUCGUACCACAAGCUGCAGCCCAGCAAUUUCGAGAUCCUCAAGGAGAUGUGGGCGAAGACGCCGGGAAACUACAAGCUGGGCGCAGGAGCCGGCUUCCUGGGUAUGGCCAUGUUCGCAGCAUUUGCUCAUAAGUGAACGGCAGAUACGUUUGUUAACAAAUCCUUUUACUGUUAAAGUUGGUCACAUAUAAACGCACGAACAUAAGAACGCUAAACGCUUAACGCUUAAAGCUACUACGUGGUAACCAGAUGGCUGACGCUGAUGCUGAUGCUGAUGCAGGGGUAUGGGAUGAUGAAGAGAAAGUAGAGGAGAAGAGAAGAGGGAUGAACCAUGUGCCAGCCAGUGUCUAGCUGCUAAAAUAUCAUAAUUUACAUAAGCAUCAUUCGAACGUUGAAUAUACAAAAAAUUUGGUAUAAAUUCCAAUCCGUCA
Drosophila persimilis is the source of this 1464-nucleotide messenger RNA. It is a transcript of the gene Gdap1, whose product is annotated as ganglioside-induced differentiation-associated protein 1. Gene Ontology annotation, biological process: mitochondrial fission; mitochondrial fusion. The record is from RefSeq and is a predicted model, not a curated record. Gene Ontology annotation, cellular component: mitochondrial outer membrane. The transcript is spliced from 4 exons. The coding region runs from base 177 to 1169 and encodes 330 amino acids. Lineage: Eukaryota; Metazoa; Arthropoda; Insecta; Diptera; Drosophilidae.